Molecule: messenger RNA, 1661 nt
Organism: Dendrobium catenatum
Lineage: Eukaryota; Viridiplantae; Streptophyta; Magnoliopsida; Asparagales; Orchidaceae
Product: amino acid permease 3
Exons: 4
Coding region: 11-1480 (489 amino acids)
Cellular component (GO): plasma membrane
Source: RefSeq, a predicted model, not a curated record
CGAAAACAAAAUGGGAGCAGAAGGAGCAACCAAGGAUCAGCAUAAUGAACCAGUCUCCGCCAUGGACGUCUCCCUUGAGCUUGGAUACAAACAGCUAGACCCCAAUUCCUUGGACGACGAUGGCCGUCCGAGAAGAACCGGAACCACGUGGACGGCGAGCGCUCACAUCAUCACGGCAGUGAUCGGCUCCGGCGUUCUAUCCCUUGCUUGGUCCAUCGCCCAGCUCGGCUGGAUCGCCGGCCCCGUCGUUAUGAUUAUCUUCGCAUUUGUUAUAUAUUACACCUCCUCCCUCCUCGCCGACUGCUACCGCUCCGGCGACCCCGUCACCGGCAAGCGUAACUAUACGUACAUGGAGGUCGUCCAGGCCAAUCUGGGCGGGAUUAAGGUUAAGCUCUGCGGCUAUAUUCAGUAUAUAAAUCUCUUUGGUGUUGCGAUUGGAUACACCAUCGCCGCAUCCACUAGCAUGACGGCCAUAAAGAGAUCAAACUGCUUCCACGACAAUGGCGACAACAGCCCGUGCCACACUUCCAGCAACCCUUUCAUGAUUAUCUUCGGCGUCACGCAAAUCAUCUUCUCCCAAAUUCCCGACUUCGACCAAAUCUGGUGGCUUUCCAUCGUCGCCGCCGUCAUGUCCUUCACCUACUCCUCGAUCGGCCUCGCCCUCGGCAUCUCCGAAACCAUCCGUCACGGCCACUUCAAAGGCAGCCUGACCGGCGUCACCGUUUCCUCCGUCUCCCAAACCCAAAAGAUCUGGCACAGCCUUCAAGCAUUCGGCGACAUAGCCUUCGCCUAUUCCUACUCCAACAUCCUCAUUGAAAUCCAAGACACUAUCAAAUCCCCACCCCCUUCCGAAGCACAGGUAAUGAAAAAAGCUAACUUUUUCAGCGUCGCCAUUACCACCGUCUUCUACACGCUUUGCGGCAGCAUGGGCUACGCCGCCUUCGGCGACGCCGCGCCGGGGAACCUCCUCACCGGCUUCGGUUUCUACAACCCUUACUGGUUGCUAGACAUCGCUAAUGCCGCCAUAGUCGUCCAUUUGGUGGGGGCUUACCAAGUUUUCAGCCAACCUUUAUUCGCUUUUGUUGAGAAGUCGGCGAGGGAGAGGUGGCCGGAUUCCAGGUUUAUUAACAGAGAGGUGGUUGUGUCGAUCUCGAAGGGUAGGAAGUUUAAGCUGAAUAUAUUCAGGAUGUUGUGGAGAUCAACUUAUGUGAUCUUUACGACGGUGUUGUCGAUGAUGUUGCCGUUCUUUAAUGAUAUUGUUGGGUUGAUGGGAGCGUUGGGGUUUUGGCCAUUGACGGUUUAUUUCCCGGUGGAGAUUUAUAUUGUGCAGCAGAAGUUGGAGAGGUGGAGCACCAAAUGGGUUUGUUUGCAGCUGCUGAGUCUCGGAUGUCUGAUUAUAUCGGUGGCGGCGGCGGUCGGCUCGGUCGCAAGCAUCGUUGAUGAUCUCAAGGUGUUUAAGCCGUUCAGGAACAAUUACUGAUGAGGUGGCUGUGGUUUACCCUGCUAUUGUUUUUAUUCUUGUGCUCUGAAAAAGGCUAUUUUUGUUCUAUCUUCUUUUUCAGCUGUUUUUUUUUUUUUUUUUUAAUGAAUGAAAUUGUAUCUGUAAUGUAACAUGCACACUUGCGGAAAGCGGGUAUAUUUUAAAUUAAUGUUUAUUUUCG